GCUAGUGCCGGCAUCCAGCGCCCCGCCGCAGCCAUGCGCCCCUCGGCCAAGCGCCCAUGCCUCGGCCCCGCCGCGCCCGACUCGCUCAACAGCAGCUUCCAGAAGCGGCUCACGAAGGUGUCCAUUGAGGGGAACAUCGCCGCGGGGAAAUCCACCUUCGUCCGCUUGCUGGAGAAGUACAGCGAGGAGUGGGAAGUGAUCCCCGAGCCCAUCGCCAAGUGGUGCAAUGUCCAGAGCACUGACACUGAGUACAAGGAGCUUACCUCAUCUCAGAAGAAUGGAGGGAACCUACUUGGCAUGCUGUAUGACAAGCCAACAAGAUGGGCUUACACCUUUCAGACUUUUGCCUGUUUGAGCAGGGUCAAGGCACAGCUGAAGGCCGCCUCCGCCAAACUGCAGGAAGCUGAGCACCCGGUGCAGUUUUACGAGAGAUCAGUGUUCAGUGACCGGUACGUGUUUGCUUCCAAUCUGUUUGAGUCUGGAUGCAUCAAUGAAACAGAAUGGGCCAUUUAUCAGGACUUGCAUACAUGGUUUCUGACUACCUUUGAAUCAUAUAUGCAGCUGGAUGGCAUCAUCUACCUAAGAACCACACCAGAGAAGUGCAUGGAAAGACUACAAAUUCGAGGCAGAGAAGAGGAACAAGGAAUUGAGCUGGAGUAUUUGGAAAGCCUCCACCAUAAACAUGAAACCUGGCUUCAUGAGAGGACUAUGAAGGUGGAUUUUGACAACCUCAGAGAGAUGCCCAUUUUGGUCUUGGAUGUUAAUGAAGACUUUAAAAAUGAUAAGAUUAAACAAGAGGACUUGAUCGAUAAGGUCAAGGCUUUCCUGAAGUCCUAACCGCUGGGAGAUGCCCCCACCUGCGUGUGUCGUACAUACACGCGAUGCUCCGCGCUCCCCGCACCGCGCCAGCUUGGCCCCCGGUUGUUUUUAAUAAAGAUUUGCAAGCCA
Gavialis gangeticus (Gharial) is the source of this 948-nucleotide messenger RNA. RefSeq names its product deoxycytidine kinase-like. NCBI's taxonomy places the organism in Eukaryota, Metazoa, Chordata, Crocodylia, Gavialidae. Gene Ontology annotation, biological process: nucleobase-containing compound metabolic process. The coding region runs from base 34 to 837 and encodes 267 amino acids. Gene Ontology annotation, molecular function: ATP binding; deoxyguanosine kinase activity. Gene Ontology annotation, cellular component: cytoplasm; mitochondrion. The record is from RefSeq and is a predicted model, not a curated record. The transcript is spliced from 7 exons.